CGGCCAGAGCAGGGCCUCCGGGCACGGGGCACGAGGAGACGGCGGCCCCGACUCGGGCCCCGGCUCCCAACCCCGCGGCCCUCCCCGAGGCCCGGCCCAGGGGCGGCGUCAAGGUCACGAACGCGCCGGGGCUAGGAGGCGCGCGGGGAGAGGGGCGGCCUCGUGGGCCCCGCGGGCCCCGUGAGAAGGAGCGAGUGAGGAAGGCCUCUCCAGAAUGGGCCCCGCUAACGCAAGGAGCCGCCGGGAGAACCCCACCUGAGCCUGGCACCUCGGGGCCAUUCGGGGCUGAGCAUCCUGCAGGCCCGGAGAGGGUAUCUCGACUGCUGGGGGCCUUCAGCAACCCAAAAAAGGUGACCCGAGGUUUUGCUGGUGGUACCCAGACAGUGACCUUGAUCCCAGGAGAUGGUAUUGGACCAGAAAUCUCAGCUUCUGUUAUGAAGAUUUUUGAUGCUGCCAAAGCACCCAUUCAGUGGGAAGAGAGGAACGUCACCGCCAUUAAAGGGCCUGGAGGAAAGUGGAUGAUUCCUCCCGAAGCCAAAGAAUCCAUGGACAAAAACAAGUUGGGACUGAAAGGCCCCCUAAAGACACCCAUCGCAGCCGGACACCCUUCGAUGAACCUUCUGCUUCGUAAAACGUUUGACCUUUAUGCAAACGUGCGUCCGUGUGUCUCCAUCGAAGGCUACAAGACCCCUUACACGGAUGUGAACAUCGUCACGAUCCGGGAGAACACCGAAGGCGAAUACAGUGGCAUCGAGCACGUGAUUGUCGAGGGCGUGGUGCAGAGUAUCAAGCUCAUCACGGAGGAAGCGAGCAAACGCAUUGCGGAGUUUGCCUUCGAGUACGCCAGGAACAAUCACCGAAGCAACGUGACCGCCGUGCACAAAGCAAAUAUCAUGCGAAUGUCAGAUGGGCUUUUUCUCCAAAAGUGCAGGGAAGUUGCAGAAAACUGUAAAGAUAUUAAAUUUAAUGAGAUGUACCUUGAUACAGUAUGUUUGAAUAUGGUACAAGAUCCGUCCCAGUUUGAUGUUCUUGUGAUGCCAAACUUGUAUGGGGACAUCCUUAGUGAUCUGUGUGCUGGCCUUAUAGGGGGGCUUGGUGUCACCCCGAGUGGAAACAUCGGCGCCAACGGAGUCGCCAUCUUUGAGUCGGUUCACGGAACGGCCCCGGACAUUGCUGGGAAGGACCUGGCCAAUCCCACCGCCCUGCUUCUGAGUGCCGUGAUGAUGCUGCGCCACAUGGGGAUGCACGACCACGCCGCCAAGAUCGAGACCGCCUGCUUUGCCACGAUCAAAGACGGGAAGAGCCUGACAAAAGACUUGGGAGGAAACGCCAAGUGCUCCGACUUCACGGAGGAGAUCUGCCGACGCGUGAAAGACCUGGAUUAAAGGGCGGCUUCUCCUGCCGGGCGGCGGUCACUCCUGACGGACCGGAGGUAAAGCUAUUGUGGACUGAACCGCCUGCACACGGUGAGGCUGCCUAUCGACAGAGCAAACAUUCUAAAGUGGGCCUUCUCUUAAUCCAUCCUGUGCCCGGGACAAGAGUGACCCUCCACCAUCUGCUUCCAAUGGACGUUUUUCAGUGCUUUGUUUUAUUUAUUACGUGUCUCUCUCUGGUGAAAAUGUUUUAUAUAUUGUAAGGAUGGAUCCCCGUCCUGUCGUUUCCCAUUGUUGACCAUUUUAGUUAGAACAGCUUUUUUCCCCAGCUGACAGACUUGCUGUAAAUAUCCAGAUACUAAGUUAACAGGAGAAUCAGCUAACUUUUUAAAGAAGAUCCCUAUUUUCCUUGGAGUAUCUAAAGUACAAUGGAAAUGAUACAGGAUACUAACAUAGCACAAGAUGACAUUCUUAUAAAAAUGAACGGGUAGAAGAGGAAUUUCCUGGGAGAGUCGUAGCAAAGAGGGUACAGAGGAUACGUUUUAAAGUUGUGUAGUGAACGAAGAAAAAAGAGAUUUGCUCUCCAAAAAUUUUAUGAUAUGCAUGAAUAAAGAUUGCCAACCCGAGAUAUAUUUAAUCAGAGAUGUAUUUUUUUGGUUACCAAAUCUAGAUAAUCUACGGAAGACAGUGAAUGGCAUUCUAAUCCCACGCGGUACGCGUGCAGUUAUUUUUGUUAAGAUGGCCUAACAUUUCUUUGCUUGCCGUCGUGCUCUCAGUGCAGAGCCAGGGGCGACAUUUCCGCGAAUCAAACACUAAUUGUACGUGCAGUCAGUCUGCAUAGUUGUACCUGGCGGUCCCUGGCAGUCCCUGCCCUGGAGCUGUCCCUGCCUUGGUCGUGUUGUGUGUUCUGUGUCUGUUACUGUCCCCGGCUAAUGAGGCUGCUGUCCGAGAGGGCACGGCUCGUGCUCUGUCAUCCAAGAGGAAACAGCUCUCGGGCCGCACUGACCUCAUUGCAUAUUUCAGCAUCUGUGCGUUCUCCUACGGGGAACACCGAGUUAUUACCUUCCCCGAACCACUAAUAAUACACAAAACCCGCUGCUGCCAGGCUGCAGACGCUAGAGCAGCCAUAAGCUGGGGUGUCACACACUAACAAAACCUCUCGGUUCCUUGUGCCAUUAAAGGUGGUGCUUGGGCUUCCUGAGGCCCAGGGGAGGGAGGGGGUGCUUUUUCAGUCACCCAUCUUUAAGAUCCCUUCUCUUAAUGGGCCACAUGUGGUGGCUUUGGUCCUGUAGGGUGGUAUUGCUCGGGGCCCUUGGCUGAGCAGUUCCUCUUACAGCUCCGUGACCCUGUGGGAGCAAGAUGGCAGCUAUUUCAUAUCAUGCCCUCAGCCAAAGAGUUGCGCCUGGGUCACUCCUCAGUCCCCCUGGGAGGGGAAGGGGCUCCCUCAGGCUCAUGGCCAGGGCUUCAGCUUGCUCCAGAUGUAUACACUCCACUUUAUCCUGCUGCUUCUGCAUUUCUGUUGGAUUGUGCUGCCUAUGAGAGUGCCUGUCAGGUUCAAAACAAUAGUGAAGUAAUAAAGAUUUUAAAAACUGCUUAAAAA
Messenger RNA from Monodelphis domestica (gray short-tailed opossum), 2973 nucleotides. The record is from RefSeq and is a predicted model, not a curated record. Lineage: Eukaryota; Metazoa; Chordata; Mammalia; Didelphimorphia; Didelphidae.